AGUAAACGUCACUUUCAUGGUGUAAACAUUGUGGCGGCUAAUUUUAUUAUCAGUGUUUUUCUGCAAAUUUCCCUAAUUUUCAUGGCUUUUUCGUGGAAAUAACUAAUAGAAUUGUACAAAGUGAUAACCCGGUCAUUAGAAAACUGUGCUAGAUUAAUGCAAUAUGAGUAAUUUACUGCCGAGGACAACUUUUCUGGCUUCUGAGGAAACCGCAGCUCUUUUCACCAACGAGAAAACAGCCAAUGACCGUUCUAAGGUCGUUGAGUGGCUCAAUGAGGCUUCUCUGGCGGAUAAAACCACCAAAUGUGAGCUUCUGAGCAAGGUGCAGGAGCUCACAGUGAAUUCCGAGGCGGAUUUUCUCGAGGAAUUCAUUGACAAUGUGCUGUCGUAUGCCCAGGAUCCUCUGGCGGACGUGAAGAGGGCUGUUGUGGGAUUCACUGAGGCUGUUUCGAAGAAUCAUCCUCAAUUUAUCCCCAAAAUUGUUCCAAUUCUCGUUCUUUUGCUACGGGAUCACUCACCCCAGGUGCAAAAGCGUGUCAUUCAGGCUUUUGCUGCAAUUUACCGGAGUGCCCUUCAGUGGAUCUGCACGGCUUCUGAGACCACGGACAGCAUGGAACAAGCCUGGAAUGUCAUCUGCAAUAUCAAAGCGCAGAUUGUCGAUAUGAUUGACAGUGACAACGAUGGGAUUCGCACGAAUGCUAUCAAGUUCCUCGAGGGUGUCAUCAUUCUGCAGACCUAUCCGGAUGAGGACAGCGUGAAGAGAGACAAUGAUUUCUCCCUGGAAGAUGUCCCAAUGACCCUGAAGAUUGCCAGGAAACGGAAGCUCGAGGAUGAAGCUAUAAACAUCUUUGAGCUCCUGCUGAAGUUCCAUGCAGCUUCUCAUAUUUCUUCUGUGAAUCUUAUCGCCUGCACUGGAUCCCUGUGCACGGUGGCCAAAAUGCGUCCGACUCUCAUGAAUCCCGUAAUUGAGGCAAUUGUCAAGCUCAAUUCCAAUCUCCCUCCAACUCUCACGGAUUCCCAAGUCAGUUCUGUGCGGAAGCACUUGAAGAUGCAGCUGAUAAAUAUUCUGAAGCAGCCGUCGUCGUAUGAGAUGCAAUCGACAAUUGUUCAGGUUUUGGGUGAUUUGGGCUGCAGCAAUCAGGAGAUUGCAAGAGCUCUGCCCAAAGUGGACAAGCAUGAGCAACAGAGGAGAGCCAAGAGAGCUCUGGAAUCCAGCCUGGCCAGUGCGGCCAAGAAGGCGCGGCAUGAGAAGGAGGAAGGGAAGCGAGCUGAAGGAGGAGCGUCUGAGCGUGCUAUGGAAGUGGAUGUGGAUGAAUUGGCCAAUCAGAAGGUGAAAUGCACGAAAUUGAAUGAGACAGGCAUUUUGGAGGCGAUAAAGUCUGCCGAAUUGGUGGUUCAGUUGGUCGUGGCCACGAUGCAGCAUCUUCCGGGUGAAUGUCCACAGUACUUCCUGGACACGUACACGCCAAUUUUGAGCAUGAGCCAGAGUCAGCAGAUGCAGAAGAUUGCAAUGGGAUUGGCUGAGCAGAUGACAGAGAAGAAAUGUGGUCCGGGAAUGAGUGCGAUCACGAAGGAGCCUCCAAUGCGUCCCAAGGUGACCUUGGAAGAGGAGAGGACGAUUGUGCAGGGUUUGAGGCAGAAGGAGAUGAUUGUGGAUCAACCAGCUCCGUCGGAAGUGGCUGAAGUAUCCCGUGGGGAGGAUGAUGUUCAGAUGCGCAAGGAUGAGGCAACUAAGAAGCUACGGGAACAUCUCGAGAGGACCAAAGGCGAGCAGAAUUUGCUGCCAAAGAUGAAGCAGAGAGUGAGGACACUGAAAUUGCAGGAAGUCACAAAGCCCCUGUCGAAGCAGAUCAAGGAACAAUUCCUCUUGGAGGCCGUCCGGAGGAUUCUCGAUGCCGAACGGGCAGCUCUGAUGGGCGGAGCUGCCAAUCGCCGAAGGAAGAUCCUCACGGUUCUCGCGUCAACUUUCUCUCCGAGUGUCCGGGACAUUAUCCUUUCGUUCAUCUACGAAGACAUCCGGGAGCAUCUGGAUCUGGCAUUUUCCUGGAUCUACGAAGAAUACAGCCUUCUCCAAGGAUUCACACGGCAUUCGUACAUUAAAUCCGAGCAUAAGCCAGACUAUGCCUACAACAAACUCCUGUGCGAUCUCAUCAAACACGUGGCCUACCACGCUGAGAUCCGGGACAAGAUUUGGAAGGUCGAUGUCAUCCGGGCAUUCUACUUGGAAUCCCCACUCCUCACGGAUGAAUGCAUUGACAUUCUGGUGAUGCUCUGUGAGAUGGAAUACUACACAGAUGCCGCCAUAACUCUGACCAGGGACCUAGCUGUUGAGCGUCCGCCAAAAAUGGACAAAUUCAUGAAGGUCCUCCUCAGAUUUGUCCUGCACGAGACUCCGGAGAUUCGAGGAAAGGCCAUAGAGGCUGUUAUCACUCUCUAUGCCGUCCACAAAAUGAUGGUGACACAAAUUGAAGAAUUCGCCCUGACAUGGCUGAGCCAUUUGGAAAAGGAAGCUCCUCCGGAUGUCAUCUUCCAUCUGCAGUACGGCCGACCUGAACCCAUUUCCACGUGGACGGAUGAUUUAGCCAGAAUCUGCCUCAAUCUCUUCCUAGCCCUCAUGCCCUACCACGAGAAACUCAUUCACAAUCUCUGCACCGUCUACACUGCCACGAGCAGUGACAUGAAACGCAUAAUCCUGCGUUCCAUUGAAGCUCCCAUCCGGCACAUUGGUCCGGACAGCUUUGAACUGCUCAAUCUCGUGGAAAACUGUCCCAAAGGGGCAGAAACUCUAAUAACCCGAAUCAUCUACAUUCUAACAGAGAAGAAUCCACCAACUCCGGAACUCGUGGCCCGUGUCAGGGAACUCUACCAGAACAAAGUUUCCGACGUGCGUCUCCUAAUCCCCGUAAUGUCCGGACUGACAAAGAAAGAAAUCCUAACCUCACUUCCACGCUUCAUCAAACUAAAUCCCGUCGUAGUCAAGGAAGUUUUCAACAGACUCCUCGGUCUUACAGCAGAUUUCCACAAUGCUCCACUCCCGGUCACCCCGACGGAACUCCUAGUGGCUCUGCAUACCAUUGAUCCGGCCAAAGUCGAACUCAAAUUCAUCGUCAAAGCCACGAGUCUUUGCCUGGCCGAGAAGGACACAUACACUCAUGAAAUCCUGGCAAUUGUCCUGCAGCAACUCGUGGAAAUGGUUCCUCUGCCAACUCUCCUCAUGCGCACAGUCAUCCAAUCCCUAACCCUCUAUCCCCGACUGGCAGGAUUCGUCACGAACAUCCUCCAGCGUCUCAUCCUGAAGCAAGUCUGGAAGCAGAAGGUCGUCUGGGAUGGUUUUCUAAAGUGCUGCCAGAGACUAAUGCCCCAGAGUCUUCCAGUACUCAUCCAGCUGCCUCCGCAUCAGCUUCAAGAUGCACUGACACAGUGUCCUGACCUCAGGACUCCUCUGCUUGACCACGUGAAGACCAUCACGGAAAUUGGAGCGGUUUCUCAGCAGGUUCUCGAUGUUCUGAUGGGAAAUCUCGAGAACAAACUUGCUGAAAGCGGGAAGGAAUCGUCCGCUAAGGACGCCCCUACAUCUUCGGAGCCCGACCAGCCUCUGCCUCCUGGAGAGGACUAACAUGUUCAUUUCCGAAAAUUAUGGCCAAUAAAUUAAAUAAAGAAAGAUUUUGUGACUAA
Messenger RNA from Phlebotomus papatasi, 3675 nucleotides. It is a transcript of the gene Sym, whose product is annotated as symplekin. Lineage: Eukaryota; Metazoa; Arthropoda; Insecta; Diptera; Psychodidae. The record is from RefSeq and is a predicted model, not a curated record. The coding region runs from base 164 to 3616 and encodes 1150 amino acids. The transcript is spliced from 3 exons. Gene Ontology annotation, cellular component: mRNA cleavage and polyadenylation specificity factor complex.